Messenger RNA from Drosophila eugracilis, 6586 nucleotides. RefSeq lists its product as uncharacterized. Gene Ontology annotation, cellular component: signaling receptor complex; external side of plasma membrane. The record is from RefSeq and is a predicted model, not a curated record. Gene Ontology annotation, molecular function: signaling receptor activity. Gene Ontology annotation, biological process: nervous system development. Lineage: Eukaryota; Metazoa; Arthropoda; Insecta; Diptera; Drosophilidae.
AUGCCGCCCGCCGCGCUACCCACCGACAAAUCGCUCUCAUCGGCCACAACGGCCUUGGAGACGGAUCUGACCAUCGGACGAUCGGGUUCCACCAUUAAGGGCGUCGUGGCCAUACUGAAUUGUAUCCUGGCACGACAGCUUUGCUUUGAGGAUCCCUCAUGUUCGGCCAUAUUGGAAAUAAUUCCGCGCGUCUGUGGGCCCAUACCAGUGUCCUGCAGCACGGUGACGGUGACCAAGUGCCAGGCUGCCCUCCGCACUCUGCAGGCCUUCCAGUUCUUCCGGCCCACCUGCCUAUGCAAAGAACCUGGAAUGGAUCCCGACUGCAAUCACUUUCGGGACUUUCUCUUCGAUCAUCCAUGCGGAUUUGUGCUGAAGAAAGCUGAAAAGGAUCCGUACCCCAUCGAUGCACUACCAACUUGCAACCACGCCCUUUCCGUUUGCCAACAGGAACGCAAAUGCCUGAAACUCUUCGAGGACUUCAAAACGCACUGUAAAGUGCGGGAUAAUAAAUGCAAAAUGGAAAACAGGGACGCCUGCCACGAUUCCUGGACCAAUUUGAGGCUUUCACCGAUGUUCGGAUGCAUCUGUCCGAAUAACCAUAUGAAAAAGCGCUGUGAUCGUAUCUUUAAUAUUGUUAAUCACAAUCCGUGUGUGGAUAGACUAAUAUUUUUCCCCAACGGUCUGCCCAAAUUGAAGCAACAGAGACCAAAGGCAAAGCCGCGGCCAAAACCGAAAGCGAAACCGAAACCCAAGCUAAAGCAAAAGCACCAUGGCAUCAAUGGCACCGAGCUCAUGACCAACAAUAUCGAGUACCACGACGAACCCAACGGACUAAAUGAACCAGAGGAGGAGGGUAACGAGACCGAGGUUGAGGAUCCCGAUGGGAAUGCUGAGGACGACGAGGAUGAGGAGGACGAUGAUUAUGAUGACCGCAUACGAGCCGAGAUUUAUUCGAAUUACCCGCACUACCUUCAUCCGCCGUCGUGGGGCAUUAACAAUCCUUUGGUCCUCGCCUCGCACAGUCCGCACACUUUGGACGACGACGACGAUGUGGUGGUGGAGGUGGUUAGCAACAAGAAGCCACCGCCAUCGGUGCACCAUCACAACACUGAGCUGGAGCACGAUGUGGUGGUGGUUGUCGAUGCUGGACCACACUCCCAUUCGCAUCCACACUCGCACACCUACUACAGCCAUGGCGAUCAAAGCUCCACGACGGGAUCUGGUUCUGGAUCUGGACUUUCGGUGCCAGCACCCACUCUUCCCAGCCCACCUAACACUGGCACCAAAAUGCACAAAACAGCACCACUCGGCGAUUUAGUUGCCGGCAGCGAUAUUACCCACCGCACCUACACAGGACCCACGAUGGAUGAACGAGUAAGAAUAUUGGGCAUGGACGAAAAACUGCAUCAGAGAAUCUUCAAUGAUAAUUUGGCCCUAAUUGAUACGCCACUUAUUGCCAUGGGCACCGGCUCCGGUUCCGGUACGGUCACCACAUCUGGUUCCGGUUCCGGUUACGGACUGGGCAUGGGAAUGGGCAUUGGCAUGGGCCUGUCCGGCGGCUAUAACUAUCCGGGCUCGAUGCACGGCGUGCCCAGCUAUCCGUUCAAUAUAAGCGGCUUCCAUCAGCGGCACAUGGCAGCGGCGGCUGUCGAAAAUGAACCAUUCGAUAUCAUUGAUACGGGCUUGGGCUACGGCGGAAACGGAAAUGCCGGUGUUUACUACCAAAGUGGUCAGGAUGUCGAAGUUGACCUCUCAACGGAAAUAAUCAAGCAACACUUUCAGAGUACCUGUCACACGGCAUUGGACACUUGCCGGGAAGAUCCGUCCUGCUCAUCGUCCCUGCAGCCAAUGCUGACGCACUGUGAGCUGCACCGGUGCAAUCGCAACGCGUGCAUGUCCUCGUUGCAGGCCUUCUACAAGGGGCCCCACGAGGACCUCAAUCUGGACAUUGCCUUUUGUCUAUGCAAAAAAACAAGCAGCGUCCAGCAGAACGGCAAUGGAAAUCGGCACGACAUGUGCAUGAUUGCACAGGAAAAACUGCAUCCAGUGUGCGCGCAGCGGCCGCCCGAUAACAGUAAUCCUGCCAGCUCCAAUGGCAUUUACUACCAUCCACCGCCCGCCUGUCAUGUGGUCGCCGACAGCUGCAAGGAAGACCGCGAGUGCAGAUUAAAGUUGGAGUAUUACGAGCAGGCCUGUGCCGUGGAUAGCGUGACCAAAAAAUGUGCCGGCAGGCCGAGUGGCUGUCGAACUGCAAUGAUUGGCAUUUUGGGCACCAUGUUGAGGACGACCUGUGCCUGCCAAGGAACGGAUCCCCAGCACCUGUACCAGUGUGUGGGAUGGCGACGUCUACUGUGGAUGAACCCCUGUGUCGUUGAGGCUCAAAAGGAUUUCCAUAUGAAGCGAUUGGCUGAGCUCGGUUUCCUGACCACCACAACAACGACGACCACCACGACGACAACAACAACGACGACAACGACCACGCGUGCACCGCCGCCUCCACCUCCGCCCACCACAACAACAACGACUACUACCAGCCUGCAGCCGAAGCAAACGCCUAGGAAGCCGGCGACGCACAUCUUCAAGGACGUCAUUGCGGCAAAAGAGAAAUCAGAGCCAACAUCGGUGGAACACAAUUAUCUCGAUCCGCCCGACUCAAUACCGCUGCCCAGUGUGAAUGUCGAGAGCGGCGGAAAUGGCGGAAAUGACGAUUAUCGCAGCAGCAACGGCAAUGGACACGGAAAUGGAAAUGGCAAUGGUAACGGGAAUGGCAAUGGCAGACGUAAAAAUGGCGAAAAGGGACGCGGCGGCAGUAUAGAUUUCGAUGAUCCAGUAAUUUUCGUCGACCCAAGGGAAACAACGGAAUUUGUGGGCAUCAGCAUCACGGAGCCGGUAACCACAACAACCACAACAAUGGCCACCACGACAACAACACAGCCGCCAAGAAACUGUGUUGUGCAGCGACCACGCCAGUCGGAUCAACUUAUUCGUGAAGGCAGCAGCAAACGGAUCUACUCCUUGGACGACGUCGAGUGCAGUGAGCUGUGCAGCUGCGGCGAGUCGCUCAUUCUCACCUGCCACGCCCUCUGCGUGCCGUUCGCCCCCUGCCGCACCGCCCUGGCAUUCUACAGCCACGCCUCUCCCGCCUAUCAGGCGUUCCGCGGACGCUGUUUGUGCUACUCCGGCCGCUUCAUCUGCAUGAAGCCGCCGCUUGGGGAGUACAUUCUGCCAGGUGGUAUAUUCCUGCUGUUGGGCUACAGUGCAGCAGAUGAGGCUCUGCUGAGGCCUCACACCAACCUGGGGGUGCAGGAUGCCGUGCGAGCCCUCCAGCAGUACGUAACCACAUACAUCGAUAAUCAGACGCAGUGCACCCUCACGCUGUUCAAUAUGACCGAGGAGAACAUAAUCAUUGCUGCUCGUCUGCCGCACGAUGGCAAACUGAAGGAUAUUGAGCUGUUGCGUAAGGAGAAGGACGAGUGCACCGCAAUACUGAAGACCAUCAGUCAUCAAAUCAAUAGCGAGCACAGUGAGCUCCAAUCCCACCGACUGCUGAGCAUUUUCAAAAUGUCCGAAGUCGAGGUCGUUUGGCCGGAGAGCACGAGUGCGGCGGCCCGGAGUGGACAUGGUCCGGGCCAGUUUGCCGGAUGCCACCGGCUGCUCUACGCGACGAUGCUUGCCCUGGCAUAUCUAUCCAGCUGGACAACUCUGCGUAUGAGCGAUGUGGCGACAUGACAGCCGCAUAGCUGAAGGAUUAUGGCAAGGACAAUUGCAUAACUGUAUGUAGUAGAUAUUUGUAGGGGGAUCAUCAUCGGUGGGAAGCUGCGCCAUUCAAGUUGCGACAUGUUGAACGAUAGCGUUAACUAUAAACUAUAAAGAUAUGGUGCAUACUCUUAGGCGCCGCACAUGGCAUAGCGUAAUAUCAUAAUGUGUUGUAUACAUCUAGGGGCUAGUUCUGUGUUUAGCUGAGAUUUUUGUAAAGCUUUGUUGUUGACCUUUGACGAUGUUGCUGUCCCUUUUGAUACGUACAUACACACAUACACAUAUGUGAAGCAUUAUGGGAUAAACAUACAAAACUUAUUAGACAUACACCUAAAACUCAUCUAGUUUAAACUAUAAUUUAAUGUGAAUGGAAACUGCUGUCUACAUAAUAAUAUUGUUAGCAAUUAACAGAGGCAAACUCGAUAGUUGGAUUUGAUGUGGCGUGUAAAUAGAAGGCAUAUACAAUAAGUACUAUCUGUAGCUAGUGUUUUAUACGGUAAACAAUAAACACAACCCCUUGUCCGUCUGUCCGUUCAACAUUAUCACAGCCAAACAGACAUACAAUUGCAUCGUUCUCAUUGUUUGCUCUUUAAGCUCUAUAAAGUUCUUGGCUGCCUCAAUUAAAAAGAAUUAUUAACCGCCUUAACAGUGUUUACUUUGUUAAAGGAUAUGAGUGCCUCUUCUGGAUAUGCCAGUUCCCUUUUGAUUUUUAAUUACAUUUUAAUGCGGCUUGCCUGGCCUUCGCACAAUACCUUCUCUUCCGGGCAAACAAAUAAUAGUCAGGCGUGCGAAUGAACUCAUUUAACACAUUCGCAUUCGAUGGAUGUGAGUGCAAAACGUUAUUGUUAAUUUAUUUCAUAGUUUUCCGUUUCGAUUCGUUUUGAGGCGCGAAAACAAUUACGGUUUCAUUAUCAAUUAUGCGUUAUGCAUUUCGAUUGUUGCCACAAUUUCACCGGGCCGUGACCUCGCCUCGUUUCAACAGGUUUCAUUGCUUACCAAAUAAUCCGGAAUCCUGAAUCCUGAAUUAACGUUUCAGUUCGCUGUACAUAAAUACUUAACACUUUGAGAACUCAAUUUACGUAAUUAAACUACUAACAGUACAUAUCAAUAUGAACACCUAAACGAGUUUUACACAGAAACAAAAAUUCUUACAAUGUCCCUUGAAUGCUCUUUUGUAUAUAGUUCUUUAUACCAAAAACUAUACAUAAUAUUUACAACGAUAUACAAGAAGUUAAACACAUGCCUAAGUCAACCCUAUGAAAAACGGUAUGAGUACUUGAUUUACGUUGAACAGCUAAGAUCAACUUUGUAUAUUAAACAAUAAGUUCAGUUGAGCCUUAAACAAAGUGUGUUAGAGCGGAGGGAAUAGCUAUUGUAAAUAGGAGUUAACAACACCUGAGUGAAUGGAAUAUCUAUGAAUACUAAAUGAAUGUUUGACAUAUAUAAACAAAGGCUACUCACGCACUAUUCACUUUAAGUCUAAGCUUGACCAUUUGAAGGGAAACGUGUAGCAGUAUGAAAUGUACGCAUAUUGAAAAUGGUCACAAUCAUGAAAAAAUGUCUUCCUUAAUGCAUAUACUCGUCGAUAUGUAUUAUGUUUAUACACAUAAAUAUAUAUACACGUACUAAAGAAUACCUAUAUAUACCUAUACGAUAUCUGGCAAGACCCUAGCCUACGCUUCAGUUAGACAACAAAAGGUAAUGUAAUAUAGACACCAAGGGCUAAACCAUAUCACUAUCGAAUAUCCUUGCAAAUUAUAUACCACUGUUGACACAAAUUAAAAGUAACCGCAACAUAUCUAGCAAAUAUACCCCUAAAUAAAUAUAAAUAUAUAUAUAAUUAAAUAUACAUAUUGCGUAAAGUUAUAAACGUUAGAGAGCAUUGAAAACUACUUUAAUAGUCUCUAGAGGAAGCAACGCUUUAACCUAAAAACCUAUAUAGGCAGCAACAGCAGAAAAGUGUAAAGUUUAUUGGAAAACCUGCUUAAGAUAUCUUCUAGCUAAAUAUUAGACGAAUUUAAGGCUAUCCAAAAAAAAUCUAAUAAGAAACUAGUAGGUCGCUAGGAUUAGAACAAAUUAGUAGAAUUGUUGGGGCAUUGGAUUUUCAGUUCAUUUGCUAUCCUAUCCAUAUCGUUUAAUGGCCAACAAAAGCAGCAACUAAGUCGUUAUACUUUCGGAUCACAUCAGUGAAAAGUGGCAAGUGGCAGGUGGCAGGUCGAGUGUAUUGUAUCAUCUCAUCCCCUCACUUACAGGGUGCGGACAAAGCGUAGCUACAAUGUAAAGUACCGUUAAAGUAAAAAAAAAAAAUGAGAAAUGGAAAAACAAGAUGGAAAUGAAGAAAAUUACAAAAUAGUCGCAUUAAUGUAAAAAGCAAAGCAAAAUGCAAAAGGAAAACUAGCACUCAAAUAGCAAUCUGUAGCAAGGAUACGAAUAAAUUCGAGGAUAGCAAAUCAGAAAGGCAUCGUAAUAAACGCAAAACAGAGCGAAUACUUUGAAAAUUAUGCAUGAGGAAUACGAGAGCCACACUUCAAGUUUAAAGCUGUAAGUUAAAAACUAAAAAGUAAAGGAUAUAUAUAUAUAUAUAUAUAUAUAUAUAUAAUACGAUAUGUUAGGAAUGAAUACGAGUGUGUGUUUUGUAAGUAAGCGGGCUUUAUGUUAGCGUAUACAACCGAAUUGAGGUACAUGGAUAAAGAUAAUGAUAAAUUUAAAAAUAAAUUAUAAAAUAAUGCAAAGCGAAUGGAAACCAAGCGAUACGUCGUGGCAUAUUUGUAAUAAAAACAAUGUAAGUGAAACAACAAGAACAAAAACAAGAGCAACAAAAUAAAGAAAA